Molecule: messenger RNA, 2592 nt
Organism: Marchantia polymorpha subsp. ruderalis
Lineage: Eukaryota; Viridiplantae; Streptophyta; Marchantiopsida; Marchantiales; Marchantiaceae
Source: the annotation of a GenBank genome assembly
AUGACCAGCGCAUGGUUCGGUGUUCAGGUGAUAUCUGUCAUUGCGUUAGCUUCGGUGGACCUCUGCGAUGGGCACUUCUCCGCAGCACAGACGUGGACGACGUUGCAGCUUCUUCACAUGGCCAAAAGCUUUGCAUCGCCGCCUGUCUCCUGGAAGUAUGGAACAGAUCACUGUCAUGGAUGGCUGGGCGUCAGGUGCAGCAACAGCAGCAGCAACUCGGGGGCAGUCGUGGAGCUCAACCUCUCCAGUGAUGAGUUUCAAGGCCAGGUCUCGGAUCUUGUCUGCGGUCUCAGAGAUCUGCGAGUUCUGAACUUGGAAUCCCCUGCUUUGGAGGGAUGCAUUCCGGACUGUGUCUGGAAUCUCAGAGAGCUGCGCUCGAUCAGCACAGGCGAAUAUAGCCGUCUUCGAGUUAGAGCAGGUGAUUUGCCUGCGUCCACGGCAGCCUUCGAAAUCACGCAUCUGCAGCUUCCUGGCGUGGGACUGAGCGCUUUGCCCCCAUGGAUAUCAGCUCUAAGCAAGCUGCAGGUCCUGGACCUCUCUCGAAAUAACUUGGUAUCUGUUCCCAUUGAGAUAGGCCAGCUGGGCGAACUGAAAGAGCUCUUUCUCCAAUUCAAUCAGAUUCUGAUGAUUCCCUUCUCGAUAUCCAACUUGACCAAAUUGAGGACGAUCAGUCUUUUUGGGAACAACAUGCAGGCCAUCGCUUCCAGCUUCAACGAUAUGCCACAUCUGAAAACCCUGGACCUCGGAGAGAAUCAGAUUGUGACCAUAACGAGGUCGUUUAACGAUCUGCCCAGUCUGCGAUCACUUUAUUUCGAUGCAACAAAUUCCGGUCAGAUCCACGCCAUUUCCUCCUCCUUCAAUCAUUUGCCGACUCUGCAGAGUGUAGAUCUUAGUGAGAACGACCUCCAUGUCGUUCAUUAUGCCUUCAACAACAUGUCGGGUCUGAAAGAUCUUUACCUCGAUCGCAAUCGCCUUAGUGCUAAUGCAGACUUCUCCAGCUCGUUCAGAUUUUUGCCGAGUUUGCAGCUGCUCAAUCUGAGUGACAAUGGCUUAGAUGCUGUUCCCGAGUGCGUUUGCGAGUUUACAUCUCUCUUGAGACUCGACCUCAGCUCCAAUGAGAUCAGUAGUAUCCCCACAUGCCUGGGCCGCUUGUCGUCUUUGACACAUCUGGAUUUCAGCCACAAUAUGAUCACGGAUGAAUAUAUCGGACCGUCUUUGGGAGAUGUUUCGAGGCUGGAAGUUUUGAAGCUUGCUGGCAACAAGAUCAAAAACGUUCCUGCAUUUGUCGGAGAUUUUUUUUGCUUACGGACCUUAGUUCUGAGUCAGAACAUGAUACAGGACGUCUUCGUGGAUCCGGUCGAGGCUCCUCCGAAUCUGGAGAGUCUGGACCUCUCUGGUAACCUUCUUCAGGCCAUUCCAGAUGGUUUGAGAUUCCUGCAGCGCUUGGCGACUCUGAAGAUGAGCAACAAUCGGAUUCGAGAUGUUUCCAACGUCCUGGACAAUGUCACCACGUUGCAAUUGGUGGAUUUGAGCUUCAACAACCUGAGUGGUUGGCUACGGGAUGAUAUCAAAUGGCUCUCGAGAUUAGAGUCCUUGAAUCUUGCCCACAAUCAGCUGAAAGGGCCGAUUCCGUCCUCGCUGUUCGAUCUGCGUACUGGUCAUCUUAAUUGCACGAGUCGCAACUGCAACCAACUUGAUCUCGAUCUCUCGACAAAUUUCUUCACAGAUUUCGUCCCAAAGUGGCUGUGCUCGGAUGACCAACCUAUUUUCACAGUUUCGCUAGACCUGUCCUCUAAUAAUCUGCAAGGCUCUGUAAAACCUUUACUGGAGAGCUAUUGUGUCGACUAUCAAACCGUCAGUCUAUCCCACAACAAUCUGUCAGGAGGUAUUCCAUCUCAUGGAUUUGUCAAUAGUCACCUCUACGUACUGGAUUUGUCUUUCAAUCAGCUCAAUGGCACCAUACCCACAACGCUGGGUAAUAUCUCAAAUCUCUCCUGUGUCAAGUUGAGCAGCAAUCAGCUGCUGGGAUCUUUAUCUGGAACAUUCCUGGAGGCGAACAUUUCAGAUUAUUUCUCAACUUCACCCGAACUUAAGAAUCUGAUUGAGCUCGAUCUCAGCGACAAUCUCCUCUCCGGGCCAAUACCAGACAAUCUGAUCGUCGUCAAAAAUACUUCUCGACGGCUGGACCCAGGAUACGAGGCUCCCAUGCUUAUGUAUUUAAAUGUUUCGCACAACAUGCUCAACGGCUGCAUACCUGACGGUCUUCACAUGCUUUCGAAUCUCGUGUCUCUGGAUCUUUCUCAUAACAAUCUAUCGGGUGAUAUCCAACAUCUUCAAUCCGUGGGACUAGUAGAUGUGUCCGACAACCAUCCCACUGAGGGAGCAGAGGAUUGCCUGCAUGACCCAGAAGGCUUCAGCAAAUAUCGCAGCUCACAGCAGCGACCUAGGCAAGUUUGGAUGGUCGGCGCUGUUGUAGUGGUCUUCGGGUAUGUGCUCCUGGUGUUUAUAACGUGGAGACUUUACUGGAUGAGUCAUCUUUACCGAGUGUCAUGCCGAAUUUAUUUGUGGGGCUCGAGAGUGUGUGGCUUAUGA